UUCACUGAUAAAGAGAGACCGUUCGUAAUUGCACACGAGAUAGUACAUCGCGAACAUAUCUUGCAGCCAAUACUGCAUCGCACAACCUAUAAGCGACGUUCGGUCACUCGCCAUUUGAAUGAAGUGCCCAAUCGGUGGUCUAAAAAGAAUCGAUAACAGAUAACCAGGGCAUGGAAUCGAGAUAUCUGGCAGUAUAAAGACCCCCAACCGGUGAGGGAAUGGUCAUCAAAGCCUCUACCAUCGGUCAUUGGUCAGCUGUGCCUGCCUGUCUGUCUCCAAAAUGUUCCGCUUCGUGCUUGCCGUCAUCUCGCUGGUCGGUCUGAUUGGAUCGAUCGAGUCCAUCGACUACUGCACCGCUAACCUUUGCCCUGCUGGAGUGCAGAACAUUGGCUGCAAUCCUCCUGCUCUGAGCGGUGGACCGAACUGUUUCGGAAGAUCCCCAGCGGUGGUACCGAUCACUGCCAGCCUUCAGUCGCUCAUCCUCGAUCUUCACAACAGUCGCCGCUCUCAGAUCGCCAAUGGUGGCCUCAGUCCGUUCUUUCCUGCUCGUCGUAUGGCUACGCUGCAGUGGGAUGCCGAGCUAGCCUCUCAGGCUGGCCACAAUGCUCGCUCGUGCACGUUCGCCCAUGAUCGCUGCCGCAACACGGUGGACUUCCGGUGGGCUGGCCAGAACCUGGCGCUCAUGCAGUACUCUGGACCGGCAAGAACUGUUGAGAGCAUUAUCGAUGGGUUCAUCGCUAGCUGGUGGAACGAGUAUCGGGACACUUCGACCGCACACAUUGACAGCUACCCUAGCAACCAUCAGGGCCCUGCCAUUGGACACUUUACGCAGAUGGCGAGUGAUCGCGCAUGGAAGAUCGGUUGUGCCAUGCAGAACUGGUUCCAGGAUGGAUUCUGGAACACCUACUACCUGGUGUGUAACUACUCCUUCACCAACAUUAUCAAUCAGCCGGUCUACGCGAGGGGAACUACUGGCUCAGGCUGUACGACUGGCAGGAAUCCGCUGUACUCCGGCCUAUGCUCGGUCAACGAAGUUAUCCCAAAUGUUCCAUAGACCUUGCCCAUGUUGUUAUCACAGCGUCUGAGCUGCUGAUCCAAUAAACAUCAAACUCGACUAC
Molecule: messenger RNA, 1118 nt
Organism: Anopheles darlingi
Lineage: Eukaryota; Metazoa; Arthropoda; Insecta; Diptera; Culicidae
Product: antigen 5 like allergen Cul n 1-like
Exons: 4
Coding region: 281-1054 (257 amino acids)
Source: RefSeq, a predicted model, not a curated record